Scedosporium apiospermum is the source of this 1506-nucleotide messenger RNA. RefSeq names its product Mitochondrial aconitate hydratase. The record is from RefSeq and is a predicted model, not a curated record. Gene Ontology annotation, cellular component: cytosol; mitochondrion. Bases 1 to 1506 code for a protein of 501 amino acids. NCBI's taxonomy places the organism in Eukaryota, Fungi, Ascomycota, Sordariomycetes, Microascales, Microascaceae. Gene Ontology annotation, molecular function: 4 iron, 4 sulfur cluster binding; aconitate hydratase activity. The transcript is spliced from 2 exons.
AUGGGCGCCGAAUGUGGCAGCACUACUUCCAUAUUUCCCUAUUCCGCUGCCAUGUCUGCGUAUAUGGAUGCCACCGCACGACCGGAGCACGCGCAGGCUGCCCGCACCCUAAGCGCUCAUCUCCAAGCGGACGAAGGAGCCGAGUACGAUCUCGUCAUUGAGAUUGACCUCUCAACGCUGGAGCCCCACAUCAAUGGCCCCUUCACUCCUGGCCUUUCGACCCCUCUUUCCAAGUUUGGAGAGGCCGCGAAGGAAGCAGAGUGGCCAGAGAAGCUGACAACAGGUCUGAUUGGGUCAUGUACCAACUCUUCGUUCGAAGACAUGACGCGGGCAGCCAACUUGGCGCAGCAGGCGUUGGCCGCGGGGUUGGCUCCUAAAAUGCCACUUCUCGUUUCGCCCGGUAGCGAACAGACGCGAGCUACACUCAAGGCUUCUGGGACGAUGCAGAUCUUCGAGAGUCUCGGCAGCACGAUGUUGACGAACGCCUGUGGGCCGUGCUGUGGUUCCUGGGAUCGCCAAGAUGUGAAGAAGGGCACCAAAAACUCCAUUAUUACCUCCUAUAACCGCAAUUUCACCGGCCGCCUCGACUCAAACCCCGCAACCCACGUCUUCCUCUCCUCCCCGGAAAUCGUCAUGGCAAAAAUCUUCUCCAACGACCUUACUUUCGACCCCACAAGGGAUACCAUCCCUCUUCCCGACGGCUCCGAGUUCCGAUUCCGGCCUCCGCAUGCAGAAAGUCUCCCGCCCCGGGGCUACGAGAACGCGGACGCGGUGUAUACCGCACCACCCACCGAGGGCCGUGAGGAGGUCGCCGUGCAAAUUUCGCCUGCGUCUGAGCGUUUGCAGCGGUUGAAGCCUUUUUCACCAUGGUUUGGCAAGGACUUUACGGAUUGCGUCGUGCUUAUCAAAGUCAAGGGGAAGUGUACAACGGAUCAUAUUACGCCGGCUGGACCGUGGUUUCGUUUCCGCGGUCACUUGGAGAAUAUUUCCAACAACACGCUUAUCGGCGCCGUCAACGCUGAAAAUGACAAGGUCAACAUGGUGGAGAACUGGCUCACCGGAGAAGUGAACGGCGUGCCGGACACUGCGCGGGCGUACAAGGCGGUCUCGCAGCCCUGGGUGGUUAUUGGCGAUCACAACUAUGGCGAGGGUUCCUCGCGCGAACACGCUGCGCUCCAACCGCGCUUCCUAGGCGGCGUUGCCGUCAUCGCCAAGAGCUUCGCACGCAUUCACCAGUCGAACCUCAAGAAGCAAGGGAUGUUAGCCCUGACAUUCGCUAAAGAGGCAGACUAUGAUAAGAUUAAGUCAUCUGAUCGUAUUAGUAUCCAUGGCCUUGCUGGGCUGACACCGGGUAAGAAGUUGGCCAUACGAGUAGCUCCGACGGAUGGUCGCGCGGCUUGGGAGACGGAGGUUGCGCAUACCUUUACGGCAGAGGAGGUGGAGUAUUUCAAGGCUGGUAGUGCACUGAACUUGAUGGCUAAUCGAAAGGCGGCCCGCACGGCGUGA